Messenger RNA from Arvicanthis niloticus (Nile rat), 2533 nucleotides. The record is from RefSeq and is a predicted model, not a curated record. NCBI's taxonomy places the organism in Eukaryota, Metazoa, Chordata, Mammalia, Rodentia, Muridae.
GUGAGCAAGACAAUAACAAGAAAAGAAGAUGGGCAUCACUUCAUCUGAUGUUGCCAUGUUUGCCCUUAUUUACCUGUUUCUUUUAGUCCUGCUGCUCUUAUGACUCAACUCUGUCAGAAGACGCUGUCAGAAGACAUGCCAUUAAAGACCAGUGCUGCCUGCAACAGACACAGUGAGGACUGGGAAAGCAAGGAUUUGUCAAGCUCCUCCUUUGUCUCUAAUAGUAUAUAAUGGCUGUGGAUAAGGCCUUGAUCCAUAAAAGAAAUAUGUUUCUUAAGUUCUGCCUGUGGAAGAUGUUCUUCCUCUCUUCAUGGUCACCAACUGGACAUGCUAAGUACAGUAGCCGUCCAGAAGUAGUGAUACCCUUGAAGGUGAAGGUCACUGGCAGAAAUAAUAUUUCCCCAGGUUGGCUGUCCUAUAGCCUGCACAUUAGGGGACAGAGACACAUAAUCACUAUGAAACCCAAGAAUUACUUGAUAUCCAGAAACUUCUUAUUACUCACUUAUAGUGACCAAGGUGAUCUCCUUGAAGAACAGCCUUUUGUGCAGAAUGACUGCUACUACCAUGGCUAUGUGGAUGAAGACCCAGAAUCCCUGGUCAUCGUUAACACCUGUUUUGGGCGUUUGCAAGGCAUACUAGAGAUAAAUGGCACAACUUAUGAGAUCAUGCCCAAGAGCUCAACUUCAACAUUUGAACAUCUGGCUUACAAAAUGGACAGUGAGGAGUCAGAAUCAAUUCCCAUGAGAUGCGGGUUAACCGAAGAGGAAAUAGCACGGCAAAUGAAGCUACAAGAAAGUAAUGACUCCAAACUUUUGCAACUCCCAUAUGAGAAUUGGUGGACCCACCACAGGUUUAUUGACUAUUUUGUAGUAAUAGACCAUAAACGAUAUGUUUAUAGAAAUAACAAUACCACAAAAUAUAUUCAAGAUAUGUUGCAAAUGGUCAAUGGAGUAAAUGGUUAUUAUCUUCAAAUAGAGACUGAUGUGGUUUUAACCACUCUUGAAGUGUGGAGUAGAAAAAACCUUAUCAAUGUAGAACGAGAUAUAACUAAUGUCCUAGAUAAUUUCUGCAAUUGGAAGAUAAACACAAUUGACAAUCAAAUUAGACAUGAUAUCAUACACCUUUUUGUCAGACAUGGAUAUGGUGUAUAUUUAGGGUUAGCUCAUGUAGCCGCAGUUUGUACAUCUUAUAAUUGUGCAGUUAACAGUUUCAUGUCUGAUUCAAUGUCAGACAUAGCAUUUAUUGUAGCACAUGAGAUGGGUCAUAACUUGGGUAUGCUGCAUGAUGUAAGUGGAUGUACUUGUAAUUUAGAGAACUGUAUAAUGGCCCCCUAUAAAUCAAAUUCCCCCAAAUUCAGCAACUGUAGUUAUGAGCAAAUGUAUUCCGUUGUUAACAAAAGAAGUUGUUUAUACAAUAUUCCAGAAGCAAUAGUAACAAAUGUGACCGAGUGUGGAAAUAACUUGGUUGAGGAAGGAGAGCAGUGUGAUUGUGGGAGCUCUGAAUCCUGUUCAACAGAUCCAUGCUGUAGUGAGGGCUGUUUUCUCAAACCUGGUGCUCAAUGUGCUUCUGGGCUUUGUUGCCAACAUUGCCAGUUCCUUCAAACAGGCACCAUGUGUAGAAAAGAGAAAAAUGAAUGUGACCUUCCAGAGUGGUGCAAUGGAACUUCAGCUGAGUGUCCAGCAGAUGUGUAUAAAGAAGAUGGAAGCCCUUGCAGUGGUGAUGGUUAUUGCUAUAAGAUGGCGUGUCAUCAACAUGAUGAACAGUGUCGGAAGAUUUUUGGCAAUGGAAGUCGAAGUGCAAAUGAAAUUUGCUACAUGGAAAUGAACAAACGGGGUGACCGUUUUGGUAACUGUGGUAAUGACAGCUCUAAAUACAGGAGGUGCAAACCCGCUGAUGUACUCUGUGGGCGAAUUCAGUGUGAGAAUGUGACAGAACUUCCCCAAAGGAGAAACCAUGAAACAGUGCAUUACACUCACUUCAAUAAUGUCAUCUGCUGGACUAUGGACUAUCAUUUUGGAAUAGCCAUAGAUGACAUUGGAGCAGUGAGUGAUGGCACAACUUGUGGACCAUAUCAUUUAUGUGUUGACAGAAAGUGUGUUCACCAUUCGAUUCUGUCAAGUAACUGUUCAACAAUCUUUUGCCAUAUGCACGGCGUCUGCAAUAAUAAACACCACUGUCAUUGUGAUGUCACAUGGGAACCCCCAGACUGUCGACUACGUGGCCAUGGAGGUAGUAUAGACAGUGGACCAGCCCCAGUGACUUUCUCACAUUCUUUUUGGGCUUUAUACUUCAUUACUUUUUUAAUUAUUUUAUCAGUGGUUAUCAUUUCUUUAAUUGGUGUAAUUAAGAGGAAAUGAUGAAUUAAUCCCUAACAUAAGUUGUGCAGGACUCAUCAUCUAGUGAUAAAAAUACAUCUGAAAAACCAAGCCUCAGGUCUGCCGACUUACAUAGCCAACAGAAGAUGCCACAGUUAAACACACACACACACACACACACACACACACAAGAAAUAGAAAUAAAAUAAUUAUCCUAC